Messenger RNA from Dictyostelium purpureum, 3039 nucleotides. RefSeq lists its product as uncharacterized. The record is from RefSeq and is a predicted model, not a curated record. The transcript has a single exon. Gene Ontology annotation, molecular function: protein binding; myosin heavy chain kinase activity; ATP binding. Bases 323 to 2917 code for a protein of 864 amino acids. Gene Ontology annotation, cellular component: actomyosin contractile ring. NCBI's taxonomy places the organism in Eukaryota, Evosea, Eumycetozoa, Dictyosteliales, Dictyosteliaceae. Gene Ontology annotation, biological process: protein phosphorylation.
CGCAGACGUCUGUAAAAAAAAGAUAUUUUUUAUUAAUUAAUAUUUUACACAAUAUUCUAUUAUUUAUUUCAUCAUACCUUAUAUCACUAUAUAUAUACAUAUAAUCAAAUUUAAUUAAUUAGUUUUUUAUUUUAGUAAAAAUUGUAAAAAAAAUAUCCCCACACAAAUUAAUUAAUUUAUGAAAUAAUAAAUUUAAACUUUGUAAAAUUUAAAAAACUCAAUUAUUUUAUUCUUUUUUUUUUUUUUUUUUGUUUAUUUAUAUAUUUAUUUAUUUUUUUGUGUAAUAAUAAUAGUUUACUAAAUUUUAUUAAAACAAAAAAAAAUGACAACAAUAAAAAAUGAAGAGUUAUUAAAUAAAAUUAAUCAAGUUUUAGAAAGGAAUAAUGAACUUGAAACUAAAGUUGAACAACUAACAAAGAUUGUGGAUCAACAUGAAUUUAAAAUUCAAGAGUUAUUGUUGCUCCUAAGAAAAAGUAACCCAAAUACCAUUACCAACUCUACAUUAAAUUCAUCACCUACAAAUACAAUUAUAAAUAAUAAUAAUUCCCCACCAAUUAGUCCAAGAAAUUCAUGUGAAAUUACACCACCACCAUCACUAACAAAAUCAACCUCAACUGAUUCAUUUAAUAUAUCGAAUACAAACAAUACUAAUAAUAAUAGUAGUAAUACAAGUAAUACUAGUAGUUCAAACAAUAACAAUAACAAUAGUAAUAGUAAUACAAAUUCUACAUCACCAAGCAUUUCUUCAAAUAAUUCAAAUAGUAAUUCAAAUUCACCAAAUAUUUCACCAAUGGCCUCACCACAAUUAGGUAGUAGACCAAGAGUUCAAUAUAUGGGUGCUAGUAGACAAUCAUCUACAGGAAAUUUAUUUAAAAAAGAAGAUAGUACUGAUUCAUUAUUAAAAUACUCUGUUGGUAAAGAUGGCGAAACAUUUUAUGUACCUCCAAUUACACCAAGAGCAUCAAAAUCACCUUCAAUGGAUUUUGUUUUAUCAUCAUCAUUAGUAAAUAGUAUUAGUAAUUCAAAAUCAAAUGAAUCACUUUCAACCGUUAUGGCUAGUUCAAGUACCAUUCCAGAAGGAAAUGAAAAUGAAGCAACAAAGUCACAAUUUUAUACAGAGCCAAACUAUAUAUCAAAACUACCAGAUAAAUAUCAAUGGGCAAUUAUUUGGGAAUAUUCAGCAACUGAUGAUGAAUGGACAAAAGGUUUAAUUGUAGUCGAAAUGGAAACCAAACCUUUUGCUAAAGGUGCACUCCGUAAUGCAUAUAAAACUUAUAUUAGGGCCAAUCCAAUGAAACUAUAUGAUCAUUUCUCAUCUCCAACCCAUGACAAAUAUCAAGAGGGUAAGAGAAUGAAUACCACUUUAAUUCCAAAGCUAUUAGGACAAGUUGACACCUUAUAUGUUGCAAAAGAUUCAAAAACCAAUGUUACUCCAGAAAGAUAUUUUGAAGAUGUAAAAAUGCAAAUGAUAUGUAGGGAAUAUGGUGAAAGAUAUAAUAGUAACCAUCCACCAAAGAAGAUUGAAUUUUUAUCGGCAUGGGUUAUAGAGGUACAAUCGGGAACAGGUAAAAACGGAAGCAAUCCAUUGUAUGGUAUCGAAUUAUUUAUGAAGGGUGAAUUCAAAAAGCAAAAUUCAAAUUUCGGUUCAGUUUUAUCAGAUCGUAAUACACCACAAGCAUUUUCCCAUUUUACAUACGAAUGCUCUGGUCACGAUAUGUUGGUUAUAGAUAUUCAAGGUGUCGAUGACUUUUAUACAGAUCCACAAGUUCAUACAAAAGAUGGUAAAGGUUAUGGAGAUGGAAAUUUAGGUGCUCGUGGUAUAGAAAGAUUCCUUUCUAGUCAUAAAUGUAAUCCAAUUUGUCUUCAAUUAGGUAUUUUUAAAGAUUCUUUAACUGAUACACGUAAUGCACAUCGUGUCAUCAGAGGCACCAUGCUUUUACCAGAUGUUGUUCCAGAUUUACACGAACCAGAGUAUCCAUUACUGGAAUCAAUACCAAAGAAUCCAUUGCAAUCAGAGUUGGUUUCAAUAGCAGAGAUUAGCGGUCACAGUGAAAGAGUUUGUUCAUUAAUAAUUAACAAGGAUAAAACAAGAUUAUAUUCAGGAUCAGCGGAUGGCACAGUUAAAGUUUGGGAUAUAACAUCAUCAGAAUUAGGGGAUAUAAAGCUUUUGGAAAGUUUUAGGGCACACAGAAGAUCCAUUGAAAAAAUGGUAAUGAGUGAAAAGUAUUUAUUUACAGCUUCAUCAGAUUAUACAAUUAAAGUUUGGCCAUUACACAAUAUCACAGAAUGUAAAUACAAAUUGGAUGAGCACGGUGGAGAGGUUAAUGAUAUGUGUAUUGACGAGUAUAAUAAUGUAUUGGUAAGCUGCUCAUUCGAUAAAUCUAUCAAAGUUUGGUGUCUAGAAGGUGAUCAAAUAAAAUGUGUAAAAACUUUAAAUGCCCACACCAAGUCUGUAAAAUCAAUAUAUCUAUCUGGAAAAUAUUUAUUUAGUUCAUCAAAUGACCAAACUAUCAAAGUAUGGGAUUUAGAAAUGAUGGUUUGUGUAUUCUCUUUAGCUGAUGCCCACGAGUCAUGGGUUGUACUAUUGCGUAUGUUUAACAAUCGUUUACUAUCAGCCUCAAAAGAUGGUCAAAUUAAAGAAUGGAAUCUUUCAACUUUUCAAAGUACAACAACACUAGAUGAAAACAAUGCACCAAUCACAGACACACUAGUAACUAGAAAUGGCUAUUCUUUUGUUGCCUCUGAAGAUGCCACAAUUAAAAUUUUAGAUUUAACAGCAGAGGACACAAUGAAAAUAAUAUAUUCAGUUAAAGCUCAUCGUUCAGGUGUUCAAACUCUAUGCACAGAUGGUCAAAGAUUAUUUAGUGGUGGUAUAGAUAAUUUAAUUAAAGUUUGGCACUGGAAAGAUAAAAAUUAAAAAAAAAGAACUUUAUUUAUUCAAAUUCUUUUUAACAAACAUAUAUAUUUUUUUUUAUUAUAUAUUAUAAAAAAUUAAAAUAAAAAAAAAAAAAAAGAAAAUAAAAAACAUUUUUUUAAAAU